Penicillium canariense is the source of this 1452-nucleotide messenger RNA. RefSeq lists its product as uncharacterized. The record is from RefSeq and is a predicted model, not a curated record. Lineage: Eukaryota; Fungi; Ascomycota; Eurotiomycetes; Eurotiales; Aspergillaceae. Bases 1 to 1452 code for a protein of 483 amino acids. The transcript has 3 exons.
AUGGAUCCUAGCUUCAGCGAUUGGGAUAGUCUCGCACAACUAUUGACGUAUCAUCUUGACAACCACGACAACCGUGCGAUCGAAUAUCUCUCCACAAAACUGCAGGACUGCGGCAUCUCAGUAGAGUUAGCCGUGCCCUCGACCGACCCUGGGGGCAGGGAUGCCAGAUUAAUAUUCAGCAGAGCUGAAGCUCGUUCCGGGUGCGCAGUCGAUGGGGAACGUGUGUUUGAGUUCCCUCCAUCGCACGCCAAUGAGACUGACGUCGCAUCACUGUGGAACACCUGCAAUCAGCUGGGAGCUUUAGCACCAGCUGUAGAUAUUGAAUCUGGCAGAGGGUAUGGUGAAAUUGAGCUGGCCGCCGAGCUGUGCUACUCCAACCAAAAUGACAGUUCUGUGCGCCAAGAGCCGCUGUUCGAAGGAAUGGACACCUCUACCAUUGGAAUCGACCCCUUAGUUCUUGAAUCCACAUUGCAGGGAAUUGAAUACGACUGGGAUGGUGUUCUAUGGAGAGACAACGACCUCACCCCAAGUCAGUCACCCUCUCUUCUAAUCAGAGAUUUAUCUUCUAACACAAGCCACGCCACGCCUGCCUCGACUCCAUGCUCUUCAGCUUCGAGUAGUUUGAUUGACGAGUCGAUGACGACACGUUGUGGCACGCCGUUAGAACCGGAGCCCGACACUCAGGGGCCAAAACAAACGGAAAUGGCGCGGAAAGCUCGAACCGCAUCAUCUAAAAUUGCAAAGUCUACUCGACGCAGCGGCAAAACUGUCACACAAAUAUUCAGAAAGCCGCAGACCAAACAAAAUCGAACCGAAAGACUCACCGAUGCGCAGUGCUCCCCUGUCUCUAUGCCGAUAGAUUCAUCGUAUGCUGCCGAGCCUGGUGAACUGACCAGACUCACACACCGCUAUGGCAAGGGAUCAGCAUACAAUCUCUCUGAGGCUGUGCUGCUCGAAACGUAUGAUAUGUCUAUAAACGCUCUGCGCAGCGACCUUGUCCCCUUUCUCGAAGAGAGGCUAGAGCGCUGGAAACAAGAGGGCUUUUGGUUCCAAGGACGCCUCCCCAAACCAAGCCUGAAGGGGACAGCUCGCAAGCAGCUUUAUAGCGCCUACUCGUGUAUUUGUAAGCUUGACACCCACAUGGCAGAUGACCAGAUUCGCAACAGAGUCGCCAUGGUCAUGCUCCACACUUCAUACAACCUAGCCUGCCAAGAGUGGAAGAUGUCUGGCUCGCAGAAGCCCAAAGGCAAGGGCCGAGGUGACACAUCAUCCGUCAUUGAUGAUAUUCUGGAAGACAUGCACAGUGACUGGGACGAAAACGACCGGAAGAAGCAUCUCCGAAGUCGCUUCCACGAUAAAAAACGGUUUGGGAAACGCUGGCUCGUGCUAGGCGACGCCGUUGGCAUGGGCAUACUCAUUGCCUGCUCACCAAAGAUCGCUUCUAUUGUGUAA